This is a messenger RNA of Neodiprion virginianus, 1282 nucleotides long. RefSeq names its product N-acetylglucosaminyl-phosphatidylinositol de-N-acetylase (gene PIG-L). Gene Ontology annotation, cellular component: endoplasmic reticulum. The record is from RefSeq and is a predicted model, not a curated record. Lineage: Eukaryota; Metazoa; Arthropoda; Insecta; Hymenoptera; Diprionidae. Gene Ontology annotation, molecular function: N-acetylglucosaminylphosphatidylinositol deacetylase activity. The transcript has 5 exons. The coding region runs from base 352 to 1209 and encodes 285 amino acids. Gene Ontology annotation, biological process: GPI anchor biosynthetic process.
GCAAUGUAGAGAGAACUAUAAUACUAAAAUAAUGUAACCUUUUUUUUCAAAAUCUCUAGUUAAACCAAAAAUCAAUCGCACAAGUCAUUUUGGAAGAGCUUGAAUACGAAUAAAUCUGAUAAGCAUAGGGAAACGGGUUUGAACCCGAUCCGACGUCAUGGGGUCCGACCUUUCAAAUCCUUCGAAUCGUGAUUGUACAUGACAUAACCUAACCUAAGCCUAACCUAAUUAUUUUAAAUUCUAAUUAAAUUUUCAAUAAGAAUAAAAAUUGUAUUAGAUAUAAAUCUCCAUGUAUCGUAAAGUAUGACUGUAAUCAAAAAUUUGUAAACUUCAUUUUACCAAGCCCUUCUAAUGGAUGUGUCAAUAGUGAGCUCGUUGACCAAUUAUUUUAACAUGUUAUUUGAUGAAACAGUUUGGUACUUAAAAGAAGUAGCGUGGCAGCUAGUUAUUGCCGGCGUUGCUUACUUUUGCGUUUGCAUAUUUUUGUAUACACUGUUAUUGAAUGUCAGUCAUAAGGCUUGGCAGUUGCCUGGACCACCUGCUAGAAUAUUGUUAGUUAUUGCUCAUCCGGACGACGAAGUCAUGUUCUUUGGUCCAAUGCUACAUUGUAUGAUAGAACAGAAAAAUUCCGAAGUUUAUCUCCUGUGUUUAACCAUAGGAGGUGCUAAAAGAAGAAAAGAGGAACUCUGGGCUAGUGCUAAGACCCUAGGAAUCCCAGAAGCUAAUGUUACCAUUUUGAUGUCUACACAGUUACCUGAUGAUCCAAAAGUUCAAUGGCCAGAGAAUGUAGUAGGGGAGACGAUUCUUCAACACGUUGAAAGUUACAGGAUAAAUGCGGUUAUUACGUUUGAUAAGCGAGGGGUCAGCGGGCAUAAAAAUCAUACUUCAAUUUUCUAUGGAGUUGCUUCUCUAUGCAUGGAGAAUAAAUUGCCAUCAUAUUGCAAGAUGUAUGUACUAGAAUCUGUAAAUAUACUACGAAAAUAUACUCUGAUGUUGGAUUUACCAAUCAGCCUGCUAUUUGCAUCUCAUUGGUAUCUACUCAGCUUUAAACAACGGAAAAUCAUACAUAUGGCCAUGAUGGCUCACAAAUCCCAAUACGUUUGGUUUAGAAAACUGUAUAUCAGAUUUUCUCGAUAUACACUGUUAAACACCCUUCAAGAAAUCAGCACACUGGAUUUGGAGCUGGAUGUUGAGUUUGAUGACGGAUAAAGUUACUUGAAGAGAAAAGAGUGGAAAGAUAAAUAACAUGUUGUACAUAGAUAAUAAAAUUUGUUUAAUGUUA